UCUUGACAUUAAACUAAAUAAAUUAUUAAAAUACAAUUAUAAAAAUGCAAUUUUAAUAUGUAUUAUAUAUCUGAGUAUUUUAUUUUCAAAUAUAAAAAACAAUGAAGCUACCUUUUAACAAAAUUCUUAGGCCAAUGCUCAAGCCGUACUUGUCUCAUACAAAAUUGUUUUGCUCUUAUCCGACAUUUUCCUUCAGCUUGCCGUAUACUUAUGUGUAUAGUAUCCUUGGGGUGUGUCUCAGCGCACGUCGUUUAAAGGAACGCAUAGGAAAGGUACCAUUUACAAAUCAAGAAAUAAUUUCGGGCACCCAUCAUAGAAGAAUGAUUGUUCAUGAUUUGGAAAUCAUUGCAACUUCUUUAGGAUUCGUUCAAUAUACGUCUCUUUUAUUUGGAUGCUUGACAAUUAAUGCAACUAAUACCGAAAGUGACGACGGGAUACGUGUAAAAUUACGAGCACUACUGGUUGCACUUUUGGGUGUUUCAAUGUCAGCGUGCGCUUUCGCUUCACAACCUGUAGAGUUGGAAAUGGAAGAUGACGAUGUGACUAACAAACUCAACAAUGUCAGCUUUGCUAGAAGGAUAACUAAACCAACAAUACGUCUUAUGAUGGGUUACGGGAAAUUGAGCGCGUUUGUCACUGCAACAACAUCUCUAUUGCUGCUCGUUGCUGUUAUGUCUAAGCAAUCCUGGUGGCGUCGUGGUGCUCGGUGGUUAGCAGCCCCUGCGUUGCUCGUUGCAGCGUUAGAGGCUGCCUCCGAUGCGAGCGAUGCGCUGCUAGCAGCGGUUCUACGAGGCACAUCAAAUCCUAUAUUCGUCGUCGUCCAAACAUUUGCAGCGUGUUUGCUUAUCACCGUUGAGAUUCUCGUUUGGUACUUUAUUGCAAAAUUUUUUGAGUAUAAUCCUCCGGGGGCAGGGGACGAUAAAAAAGAAUCUGCGAUUGGACCAAUCAUUUCAAAUAAGCCGUUAAACAAGAAAUAUACGUAUCUUUGUAGUCUCCUUGCUUCAAGAGUUCAAGUAAAACUAACUUUCUCAGUGAGAUAGAAAGUAAUCUGAAUACAUCAUAUGUAGUAUCUGUAAAGGUAAUAAAUACAUUGCUAAUACUAAGAAUGUGAGCAACAUAAAAUUCUGGUGUCUCCAAACAAAUAUCCU
Danaus plexippus (monarch butterfly) is the source of this 1148-nucleotide messenger RNA. RefSeq lists its product as uncharacterized. Lineage: Eukaryota; Metazoa; Arthropoda; Insecta; Lepidoptera; Nymphalidae. The record is from RefSeq and is a predicted model, not a curated record. The transcript is spliced from 7 exons. Bases 102 to 1040 code for a protein of 312 amino acids.